This is a messenger RNA of Cynara cardunculus var. scolymus (artichoke), 1464 nucleotides long. Its product is annotated as putative UPF0481 protein At3g02645. Lineage: Eukaryota; Viridiplantae; Streptophyta; Magnoliopsida; Asterales; Asteraceae. The annotation marks the transcript as partial. The record is from RefSeq and is a predicted model, not a curated record. The transcript has a single exon.
AUGGUACCCUCCAUCUCUCCGCUUCUGUCUACUUCUCCAUCUUCUGUUGCAGACCUGCAACAAUGGGCUGAUCGAUUCAGCAAAAACUUCCAAAACCAUCUACUGGUCGACACUGAUCUUCCUGUCUGCAUCUUUCAAGUACCUGAAACUCUAACCACUGAAAAUCCAGAGUCUUAUGUUCCACAGCACAUUGGUAUGGGACCAAUCCACCAUUUUCAGACCGAAGUCUAUAGCAAACAAGAACAGCGAAAACUUACGACAGCGAAAACAGUGCUAAAACCCUACAGAAUUACAUCUGAUUUCGCAAAAAUCGUAGUUGAGAUUCUCCAACAACUUGUUCCAGAAAUCCGAUGCUGCUACGACUUAUAUUUUGAUAUCAGCGACGAUCAUUUGGCAUGGGUUUUUGCUUUAGAUGGCAUCUUCUUGCUCGAUAUCUUAUCAAAUGUAUCGGAGGGGGGUUCGUUGGAGUCUUUCGAAGAUGUUGUGAUGCUUGAAAACCAAAUCCCACUCGUGGCAUUGGUCGAAAUCCGGACUGCUCUCGAAGAACACUUAUCUGGUGAUUGUAACAACUCUUUUCUUUCGAAUUUGUUGGUUAAAGUUUGUGAAACACGAUCACCUCUUAAGUUCAGUAGACGAAUAUCUCGACUCGAUCUUGACAUAAAUUGCCGUCUUCAUUUGCUGGAUUGCAUGUACCAUUUGAUUGUAAACCAUAACGUAGCAGCAAAAACCCAGUUUCUUCGACCGAAUUUCUUGGAUGAUAUAGAUCUAGAAGAUGUUGAAAGUGCAGUUCAAAUGGCAGGAGAUUUAUGCCCUGGAGCAAAUGCUUUUCUGCAACCCCUUUUGCUCGUAUUGAAAUUGCCAUGGGACAAGAUUAUUUCUUGGAUCAAGAAAAUGUUGGGAGAAAACCCUGUGGUUCUUGAAAUCGAUAUCCCUUCAGCUUCAGAGCUUUCAAGAAUUGGGAAGAUCGAAUUUUGUAUGACUCCCGGAGGCAUUCGUGAUGUUGAGUUUGACGAUGAAACACUUACGUUUUACCUCCCGAUACUUGGUCUAAAAUCCGAUUCAGAAGUUAUCCUACGAAAUUUGGUAGCCUAUGAAGGGUUGAUGUUCAAGAAAGGUAACAUUACGAAUCCUGAUUUCACCGAAUAUGUUGAUUUAAUGUGUGGGAUCAUCGAUAGCGUAAAGGAUGUGAGGAUCCUUCGUGAAAAGAACAUAAUCGAAGGCGAUUUGGAUGACGACGAAAUCGUGAAACUGUUCAACGGAAUUAGCAAAUCGAGCACGAAACAAGAUGAGAUGUCCGGUUUACAAAAAACCAUCGAGAAAAUUAAUAAGCAUUACGGUAACGUGCCGAGGGUUAAAGCGUAUACUUUCAUCAAGAAACAUUUUCUUGCGUGGUGGAAAGUUAUCGCUAUCGUGUUCACUGUAAAACAUAUUGAAUCCAAAUAUUUGACGUUUAUUGAGUUUAAC